This is a messenger RNA of Mauremys reevesii (Reeves's turtle), 1115 nucleotides long. Its product is annotated as histone H1-like. The record is from RefSeq and is a predicted model, not a curated record. Bases 397 to 1062 code for a protein of 221 amino acids. The transcript has a single exon. Gene Ontology annotation, molecular function: structural constituent of chromatin; DNA binding. Lineage: Eukaryota; Metazoa; Chordata; Testudines; Geoemydidae. Gene Ontology annotation, cellular component: nucleosome. Gene Ontology annotation, biological process: nucleosome assembly.
UAUUUUUCUGAUCUUAUUGCUAAAAGAACAUUUUUAAUUUACAAAGAAAAACAAAACUUUCUCUCUCCGGAGGUCCAUCAAGCUCCAGGAUGCAAGAUUUAUUGGGUCUUUUUAAACACAGUAUUAUUAUUUUCAAAAUAAAAUACUGACAGAUUAAAAUGUCCUAUUUCACCUUCUCAUGAUUGUAAAAUGGGGUGAUUCUGUGACAGAUAUUGUGCAGAAAAUGCAUUUUAUUUCCUCCGAAGAAACACAAACUGAGCGGGGAGAAGGGCUCUGUCCGCCUUACGGCUGGGCGGGUUCUUAAACUCACCAAUCAGAGAGCAGCUCGUCUCUAUAAAUAAAGGCAUCUACGGGCGGGAGCCGUGUGUAGAGAGUCUGUAAAUCAACGGUGUGACGAUGUCCGAAACUGCGCCCGCUGUUGCAGUGACAGCGGCUGCUGCUGCAGCCCCUGUUCCAGUUUCAAAGGUUCCAGCUAAAAAGCCGAAGAAGGCGGCAGAAAGCUCCAAAGCCCGGAAGGCCGCGGGUCCCAGCGUGACCGAGCUGAUCACCAAGGCGGUGGCCGCUUCCAAGGAGCGCAAGGGGGUCUCGCUGGCAGCUCUUAAGAAGGCUCUGGCCGCGGGAGGGUACGAUGUUGAGAAGAACAAUAGCCGCAUCAAGCUGGGGCUCAAAAGUCUGGUGAACAAGGGCACCUUGGUUCAUACUAAGGGUAUCGGCGCCUCGGGCUCCUUUAAGCUCAGCAAGAAGCCUGGUGAGACCAAGGAAAAGGCUCCCAAGAAGAAGCCAGCGGCAAAGCCUAAGAAACCAGCUGCCAAGAAGCCCGCCAGCGCCGCCAAGAAACCCAAAAAGGCUGCGGUGGCGAAAAAGAGCCCGAGAAAAGCCAAGAAACCAGCUGCAGCGGCCAAAAAAACGGCCAAGAGCCCGAAAAAGGUUAAAGCAGCCAAGCCUAAGAAGGCAGCUAAGAGCCCGGCUAAGGCCAAAGCGGUGAAGCCCAAGGCGGUCAAGGUCAAGCCGACGAAACCCAAAACAGUGAAGGCGAAGAGGGCCGCGCCUAAGAAGAAGUGAAAUGACGUGAAAUACUUGCUAUAAAAAACCCAACGGCUCUUUUAAGAGCCACC